AUGAUUUUUAACGCCAAGAAGGGCAAGGAGAAGGCGCGAGAUGGAGAAGAUGGCGGAGGCGGCCACGCGGCUCCAAGCGAUGGAAGUCAGAACGGGAUUAUAAACGACCUGGAGUAUGAGAGUCUGUUCCCGUCGAACGAGCCCUACGAGGGCGAUCCCAGCUGCGGUCCGAGCUAUGGGGAAAACGGCGGCUCCACGUACGGAACAGAGUACACACAUGGCUACAGCCAAAGUCAGACGCAGAUUCAUGGCCACGCGCAGAGUUACGGCCUGGUGCACAGUCACAGCGAGGCGAACAUCAUCGAUUCGCUCUGCAUCAACGAAAUUAAGAGCGCAGAGGAGGACGAGCUGUUUGACGACUCGAAGCAUCAGGAUAAAGAUGAAUUGAUAACAAAGCUCAGGAGCAAGCUGCAGAUUAAAAUAAAAGACUACAAUUGGGUUAUGGACACGCUGAUAAGGACGAAGGAAGAGUGUGCACAAAGGAAUGAGGAGGUGAAAGAACUGCAGAAGAGGAACAAUCAGGUGGAAAAGGAGUGCAAAAAUUUGAAAAAUAUCAUCGAAAGGAAGAACCUAGAAAGUGACAUGCACUACGGAGGGAAAGGAAUCAUUUUGGGAACCACAGACGGAGGUGCAACAGGAGGACCAUCCACUUAUGCACGUUACAAAAGCGAAUACGACGAGGUUAAGAUUAAAUUAGCCAAGAUUGAAGAAAGGUACAAAGAAGUGAAUCGAAAAAAUGAAAAACUAAGCGAAGAAUGUAACAAUAUGAUGAAGGAGAAACUUAAAGCCGAGACAGAAUUUAACAAACAAAUGGAUGAAAUAAAAAGAGAAAACAGAAAUCUGAAAGAAACAAACGAACAGCUCAAAGUGGAGAGGGAAAAACUACUAAACAAGUAUCUUCAAAGUGAAAAAGACAAUUUUAAAGGCAUUAAAGAAAACAAAGCACAAUUGGAGUCCCUUCGAGAAUUGAUACAAAAAGAGGAGACGAUGAGAAAAAAUGCCGUUGAGAGUUUGAACAAAGCAAAGGAGAUUCUGAGCAAAUCCUUGGCCACAUCAGAAGGUAGCAUGAAAAAGUUAUUGGAGGUGGAAAAAGAUAGAGAUGAAUUAAAAGAGCAAAAUGAUCAGUUGAAAAAGCAGGUCCAAAAGUAUCGAAUCAAAGUAGACAAUCUGAAAGAGGCUUUGACACAGUUCGAAAGUAUGUAUAAAAGAAUUGUGGAGAAAAAUAAUCUCAUGUUUUCUUUUACGCAUGAAUUUUUAAAUGCAAAAAAUUGCAACGUGAUGAUUCUUCGAUCGACUAAUGAUAUCAGACAUGUGUGCGAGAAGCAUCAAAUUGAUUCCACUCUCUUUGAAAAUAUCAAUUGCUUCUCUGCUCUGUAUACCUAUGAAGUCAUUUUUAAUACCCCUCUGCCUGACUCGGACGAUUCGGCAGAGGAGCAGGAUGGAAAAAAACGCGAUCAUGAUAAGUACAUAAAGAUAAAAAAGAAAAAGUUUAAGAGCCUGAAUUAUCUACUUAACGAAGCACAGGUGAAAAUCAUUGCUCUGUCGAGGUCAAAUGAAAAAAUGGAGAAGGGCUAUGUCAACGUGAGGAACAACCGAAUGAAGGACGACAUGAGUCGCUUUGUGAAGAAAAACUACCACCUGGACCCUCUUACUCUUCAAGGGGAAAAGACACACGUGGAAAACCUCCUUCAUGAGAAACUAGAAUAUAUCAGAGAGGUAGAAAGUAAAGUUAAGGAGAGGGACACCCUCGUGCAGAAGCUCAAGGAUGCCAACUUUAGGAUCAAGUUGGAGAAAGAGACCCUGCUGAAGGUUAUAUCUUCCAUUUCGAACCUCUCCUCCUUUGUCCACGUCGAUCGUAACGAUAAGAAUUGCUCCAUUGAGAGCCUUGUCCAGGCUGCCGUUAACGACUGCGCCGGUAGACACUUUAAGGGUGGCUGCCUUGUGGACGACCUCAAUGGGAAGACUCCCUCCAACGUGAGCAACAAUUCGCUGCUCCAGGGUGGAGAGCCUGCCGCUACGCCUAGCGGGGCGCUCAACCUGGUUGGCUUCUGCGCCGAUGAGGACGCGUGCAAGGCGGGCCGCGCGCACGCCCUGGCGGAGAAGGAGGAGGGCUUCCGUCAAAUUCUGGAUAAUCUCGAGAAAGCCAUAGUCACCAUCGAGAACAAGCAGAUGAGUUACUUCCGACGCAGCCAUUUGCUCAGUUACUUUGACGAUUACGUCAUCACACUGGAGAUCUUUGGCCGGAUCUCCGAAUACAACGAGGAGUUCCGCGUGGAGCACCUACUGGAGGAUGCCCAAGUUGGGGGCCUCUCCCAGAUCAGACAUGUGGACCUCGCGACCCUCUCCGCGGAGUUACACAAAUGGAAGAAGAAGCACUCGGAAGAGGAGCUGCUGCACCAUUUGGAAGAAUCCAAGCUCAUUGAAAAGUACAGGCAGUUCUAUCACCACCACUUCAUUCAUAUAAAUACGAUCUUCAACACAAUCGUCAGUUACAAUCUCCAUGAUAUGGAGGAAAAGUACAAACUUGUCUAUGAGCGAUAUUUUAAUCUCUUCAAUCUCAACUUCAGCAAUGUGGAAAUAUCCUUCGAUUUGCUGCUGAACCGAUUCGAAAGGAUAAUAAGGCUGGCGAAGAGGUACGAAGAGAAGGUUUUGGAGAAUAGAAAAAGGAUUACCGAGAUGAAUGUUAACGAAGCGAAUCUCUUCGAACGGGGGAAGAAGCUUGAAUAUGAUUUGGAGAUCUUAUCGAAAGAGAAGGAGAAGCUUCAAAGGUUGGUGAGCCUAAAUGAGGAGGAAAUAAAACGGGUAAUAAAUAGCCACGCUGUUCUGCAGAACGAGUGUAAAGAACACAAGUGCAAACACGAUCUUCUAAUUGAGAAAUAUGAGGAGGUGAAGAAGGAGAAGCUACUGAUAGAGGAGGAGCUCUCCAGCAGGCAAAUACGAAAUGUUAAGCUCAGCGAACAGAAUGAAGAAAUGAUUAAGUUAUACGAGAAUGAGAAGGCAUACCUACACUCUCUAAUACAGGAGGAGAAAGAGAAUAACCAGUUUUUGAGAGAAAAGCUAAACUCUUUCUUUUCCCUAAAUGAACAAAUAAAAUGUGAUUACGAUAGGAGGUUGAAUAAUCUCAAUGAUCUUUGGGUUGAGGAGAAAGAGCACAAUAGGAAGAACCUGUCUGAUAUUAGCAAUCUGAAGAUGGAAAAUGUGAAUUUAGUUCAAAGGAUUAAAGAUCUGGAGAGUAAAAGCUCCUUGAUGAAGAAGGAGCUGAACGAGCGCAUCAAGCAGGUCAAUGUGUUGAGGCACUGCAUGGCUGUGUCGGGAGCAGCGGGUGGGGAGGAAGCCGAGGGGGGGCAAGGCCAACAGGACGAUAAGGAUGACCAAAAGGAUAACCAUAAGGAUGACGAUAAGGACUGCAACACGAUUAGCGCCUCUCACCAGGGGGUGAACGUAACAGGCGCGUCGCCCUUCGCUUUAGACCGCGGAGGAAGUGCUUAUCACCAAUCCAUCAUCGACGAGAUAGAGUACAAAGCAGAAAAAGAAGUGAAGAUAAGAAAGUUACAGGAGGGGAAAGCCGAUCUCGAAAGAGAAAUAAUGCAGCUGAAAGGGGAGAAAGAAAUCCUCAUGGGGGUAAUCGAAACGUGGAGAAAUUUCAGCGCAUGCAGUAAGGACGAAAUUAGAAGACUGAAGAAAAUGUGCAGUGACCAGGUGGAGAAGCAUAAGGAGUUCCUUCUGUUAAGCCAAUCGAACGAAGACAAAUUAAGAAAAAUAAAUCAUCUUCUAGGAAUGGAACAGUCGAAGCACGCCAAAGAGUUGGAUGAAACCAAGGAUAAGCUGAAUGAUCAGAUUGACACGCUGAAAAACAAAGUGGCAGAGAAGGAACUGCAAGUGAACAAACUGAAAUGGAAUUACGAUCAGCUGGAAAUCAAAAUAAGAUCUUUAGAGAGUGAGAAAAAAGAUCAUCUAGGUAUGAAGCAGAAGGAGGAAGAAUAUAUAGCGCUGCUUAAAAAUGAUAAAUCGACCUUGCAGAAGGAACUGAGUGGACUUCUCCAGAAAUAUCAAUCCCAGGUGGAGCAAAAUAAGAAGUUACUCAACGAAAGGGAGGUGAUCAUCACUUCACACAGGGAAGAGAUAACCAAUCUGAAGGACGUUCUGGAAAAUUUAAAAAAAGAAAACUCCCAAUUGAAUGAUAUGUUUAGAACGAGAGCAAAUCUAAACGACAAUCAGAUUCUUAAGACGAGGUUAGAACAGAUGAUGGACGUUAAUAAAGACCUGCAGGAAGAACUGCACGAGAAGUGUGCCCUACGGGACAAAGUCAAUCUUGAGAACAGUGAACUGAAGCAGAAAUUACAAAUCGAGAAGGGGAAACUGCUCCAGCAGCAGAAGUACAUCGCGGAGUUGCAGACAAAUCUGACGGAUAAGAACAGUCUAGGGAAUAUGAAUGAUGAGUUUAUUGUUAGUCUGAAAGCGAAUUUGCAGAAAUCUAGGGUAGAAUUGUAUAACCUAGCAAAGGAAAUCGAGAAGGUCCAACUGAAUGAAGAGCAGAACAUGGUCAAGAUAAAGCUGCUGGAGAGCCAACUGUCUAGGAGAGAAUCUGAGAAAAAGAAGAUGGAGCAGCAGUUGGAGGAGCAGACCAAUGAACAUACCAUUCAUUUAAACAAAAUUAGAACUGACUUAGACGUCGUAAAUGAACAAAACAGACUUCUUCGUCUCGCCAAAGAGGAAAACGAAAGGAAGAUUGAACAACUGGAGAAGGAAAACCAAUUUUUCCAAUCCACCAAGAACAACGACUCGGUGAUUGUAGAGAAGGAGAAGCUGCAGAGUCAAGUGACGCAGCACCUCGCCCUGAUUAACGCCAAGGAGAAGCAGAUCAUUGGCCUGAACUUCCAGAUUAAGAAGCUCACCAAUGAGAACGCUGAGAUGAGGGCGCGCGCGGCGGUAGCGCGGGUAGCGGCGGACGGGGGAGUCGCGACGGAAGGGGCAACUUUGGCAGAAGCGAGUACCACCGACAUGCCGCUCGAAAUACACAAAUACAUCAGCGAAAACAUAGACCUGACGGCGGAGCUCGAGAACAGAAACGAAGUGAUCGAGCAGUGUAGGGAGGAGGCGAGGCAGAAGGAGAUGGAAAUUCAGAAGCUGCACGAUGAUAUCGCCUCUCUAUCACGCAGUAUGACCAAAUUGAAAGAAUCCCUCAUCGUUAUGGAGCAGUACAAGGAUAACAUGCAUAGGCACAUAAAGGAGAAAGACGAAAUCAUCGAUGGGUUGAAGAAGAGGAAUAGAAACAAACUGGAUGACGUACUGCAAGGGUACACAGGCAGCACUUCGAACAGUGGCUUCUCUGCUCUGGAGAAUGCUAUGAGCGCUUCGUCGGAAGAGAUACUAACUACGCUUAGAAAUUUGUCUGGAAAGGAAGCACCAGAUGCUGAACCAUCCAUGAAGAAUGGCGAGCCGACUUCAAUCGGAAGCGAACAUAUCGUCAUCAUCAAGUGCAACAUACUGAAGCUAUUUAAGCUGGGAUCCUGCUACCUCUACAUAAUCAAUCGCAAUUUGAAGGAAAUUCAGAUCCUAAAAAAUCAAGUCAGUUCUCUCAAGGAGAGCAUACAGACGCAGAAUGAAUUUAUCCAAAGCCUCAAGACAAAAAAUAAAAACAACGAAGUGAUACAAGUAAACAAUUUAGACCAAAUCGCACAGCUAAAGGAUAAUAUACAGAACAACGAAAGCUCCAUCCAGACAUUGAAGACGAAUCUAAAGAACACAGAACAGAUUAACAAACUGCAUUCAGUGAAUCUAGGAAAAUAUAAGAACUUCAUUGUUCACCUCAUCCAACAUAACGUAGUCAUCUGUAAUAUCUUUAAAGUAGUCAAUUCAAGGAAAAGAGUGGAACCUUCCAUAUUAAAUCAACUGAGGAGCUUGAAAAAGGCCUUCCAUCUCUUCAUGUACGACUCCAUUAUGGACGAGCUGCAGGGAGCCGCCCCUUAUGGUGACUCCACCAUGCCUAAGCAGGAGGGGGGGAAAUGGACCAACGUUAAUUACGACAUCGUUGAGGAGGUCUUUCAGAAUGUCCAGAGAUUUGCUAAUAAUUUUAAUUCAAUGAUAGAAAGGGGAGAGUCUGAUUUUAUGACUUUCCACGCGGAGGGAGAUCCAGAGGGGGGCGAUGACUUGGUUGACGGUGACUUGAUUAGCGUCGACUUGGUUAGUGGCCACCUCGUUAGAGGCGACGCGGUUAAUGGUUCCUCCAAUGUUGAUGCCAGUAGCAGUGAAUCCUUGCAAGAAGGCCAACCUGGCAAAGAACAUGUUCUCCCUUCCACUAGUGAGAGAAGCCCAAUUAUAGAUUCCGGAAGGAGUCAGAACCCUGUGGAGGAUCCAAAUGAGCAGCAAAACCCCAACAGUGAGGCUUCCCAAAGAGGGGAGUCUCCAAACAUGGUAAACUUUGAUGAAACGGCGGUUGAUGACGAAGAAGCAAAGGGAAAAGGAUCCGAUAGAGGAUACCUCUCAGGGAAGGGAUCACACGAAGAAGUGGAGCCCCCCCAGGGGGGUGCCAUCAUCCCGUUGGACAAACAAGACGGAAGUCAAGAAACGAACAACGAAACGUUGCAGCGAUAUGAGGAGAACAUCUUGGCGGACAGGCAGUCGUCGUGCACUUCGGCAAACGUCAACCGAAGAGACAGUUCCAGCGGAAGAGGAAGCUCCAGCGGAAACGUCACUGGCUUCAUUCGAGGCAUCUUCCGAGGCAUCAUUCGCGAAAAGGACCAGGAGAGUAAGACUGCGCAGGAACCAAGUGAGGCGGCCAGUCUUCCAGGUGAAGCGGCCAAUGUUCCGAUUGAAGACGACGCAAAAUCGUCCCACCCCAGCGCAAACGGAUCUGUUGUAAGUAUUGAAGAAGACGCUGCUAUUGUUACCACUGGCUUGGGAAGCGUAGUGCACAGUUCGGCGUCGUGCGGGGAAGUGAAUGGUAAUAAUGAGCAGGAUGGCACAAUUCUGUCUCGUCAAGAGAAUAAAGAAGAAGUGGAAGAUGAAGGGGAAACCAACCCGGAGCUGUGCGUCGGCGAAAUGGAUGCCUCUCCCAUUGUAGUCGAUGUGGAAGGCGAAGAAACCCGAUCGCAUAACUCGCCGAACGAGGAGGGGGCAGCCCAUGGUGAAGAUCAACUCGCAGGGGUGUCAACGACAACAGAGGAGUUAUGCAAUAAGGGAGGAGAAAUAAACCCUGAUGAGAGCCAUGGCGCCAGGACGAGUGAACAAGAACAACCGCAAAGUGACGAACUGCAUAACGGAAAACUACAUAACGGAGAACUGCUGCCUGACCAGCUGCUGCGCGAGCAAGGUGAGCCCCCGGCAUGGACUCCCCCGACAACUCGCCUGAUAAACGAGCUGAACGCAUCCAGCGGUGGCGUGAUCAGUCCGUUUAGGUGUCAUGCGUCCGAAGACAACUACGACAUGGGGGAGAGAAAAGGAAUGAAAAAAAGAAAAUACAACUCAGACUCAGAAAUGGUGAAUGCGAAUUGGGCUACAUCCACGAGGCAUUUGAAGAAGCUCAAAAAGACGGCGGAAGGUGUGUCCACUGCGCACAGUCAGGAGGGGGAGCAGCAACCGGAACAACUGCAACAAUCGCAAGAAUCGGACCAACUGAAACAAUCUGAACCACCGCAACAAUCGCAGCGGAGUGACGAAGAAGGGGAACACAUCAGUCAUAGCAGCGGAGAGUCCUUUCACGGGGAGGGGAGCUACAUGGGCGAUGGUGCGAGUUACCCCUACGAUGAUGAAGGAAGCGGAGAGGAUGACCUGAACGCUGAAUUGUACACGCAUGGGAAGGAAGAAAACAGAUUGUUGGAGUCAAUCCAAGGAGUGGGUGACGUAAGGGAGGUACCCAACUACAGAGACACCUACGAUAAUGCCGACCCGAACCUUCUCCAGAGCAGUCAGUAUCAUAAAGGAGAGAAUAAUUUCACCCCCUAUGAAGAAGAAAAUCACGAAAGGGAGAGCAACCGAAGUUGUUAUGUAAUUUCAUCAGACGAGGAGUGUGAGGGGAAUGACGACAAUGGAAGGGGGGCGUCCGCGGGGUUACAGCAGCGGGGCUGUGAAGAGGAGGAAGGCGACGAGGAAGAAGAAGACGAUGAUGAGGAUGGUCAGGAUGAUGAGAAUGAUGCAAUGGGUGAAUACCAAAAUGAGGGGUACGAACAGGAUGAAGAAGAGGAGAGCGAGGACGAUGGUGAGAACGAUAGUGAGAACGAUGGCGAGGACGCUAAUGAACAAUUCGAGCAGUAUGAAGAUUACGACGCGGCGGCAGAGGAGGAGGACUCUGAUCAGUACGAUGGAGGUAACUCCAAGGACGAGAUGGGGGAGGAUCAGGAGGAUGAAUAUGCCCAAUACGAUGAGUACAACGCGAGGGAUCCGGAAGGAGAAGAAGAUGACGAGCAAGACGGACACAGUGUAGGAAGAGAGCCAUCAGAAAAUGAACCCCUGGAUAGCUCCAAAGAAAUUACUGACAGUGCAACCAACCCCCCCUAUCGUCAUCAUGGUGAAACUUCCAAUGACGAGGGGCCCAACAAUGAUUCUUCCCCAUCUGCACAUUCCGACGGGAGCAAUGAAGCGGGGGAGGAGCACCCCGUUAUGUUCAAUCCGUCACAUGUACACAUGGCACAGACUGACGAGUCAUACGAGGAGAAUGCCGAUGAAGAGGGGGCCAUUAGCAUACCCUCUUCGCAUGAAAACAAUGAGGAGGUGUCUGACAAGCAGGGGGCGGACACAGAAGGUGGUGUGGAAGGCGACGCCGAGGAGGGUGAGCAGGACGGCGAAGAGCACUAG
Messenger RNA from Plasmodium inui San Antonio 1, 8793 nucleotides. RefSeq lists its product as hypothetical. Gene Ontology annotation, biological process: Golgi vesicle transport. Lineage: Eukaryota; Apicomplexa; Aconoidasida; Haemosporida; Plasmodiidae. Gene Ontology annotation, molecular function: small GTPase binding. The coding region runs from base 1 to 8793 and encodes 2930 amino acids. Gene Ontology annotation, cellular component: Golgi apparatus. The transcript has a single exon. The record is from RefSeq and is a predicted model, not a curated record.